AUGCCCAGACCUAUUCUUUCAGUCAACGCAGGCUCAUCCUCGGUGAAAAUCACUUUCUAUACCUUCGAGAACCCACCAACUACCAUUGCAGAUGCGGAGAUCUCUGGAUUAACCGCGGCACCACCAAUACUCAAGUAUCGACAGGGCCAUAUAAACCACGAGGAAGAAGUCAAAGAGAAACUGCGCUCACCCCAAGAUGCAUUCAAAUACCUCCUGAAGCGUUGUUUCGACGAUCCAGAGCUCUCUGAAGUCACCAGCGCCGAAGAUCUAGCCUACAUUUGCCACCGAAUAGUUCAUGGAGGCGAUUAUCGUGAAGCUGUCGAGAUCAAUGACGAUACGUACCACCAAUUAAAAUCAUUCGAAGAUCUUGCGCCGCUGCAUAAUUUAUCAUCAUUAGAAAUAGUCCGCCACUGCAAGACUGAGCUCCCCAAAGUCAAGAGCAUUACGUUUUUCGACUCCGCCUUCCACCACACAAUCCCGGAACCCGUGUGCACAUAUGCGAUCAAUCAGGAAGUCGCCAAGGCUAAUGGUUUGCGUAAAUAUGGAUUCCAUGGAAUCAGUUACUCAUUUAUUAUGCGAUCUGUGGCGCAAUUUCUAAACAACCCGAUCGAAAAGACGAACCUCAUUGUGAUGCAUUUGGGGAGUGGAGCUUCUAUCUGUGCCAUCCGAAACGGACAAUCUAUUGAUACCUCAAUGGGACUCACGCCUUUGAUGGGAUUGCCCGGGGCUACUCGCAGUGGAGAUAUCGAUCCUUCAUUGGUUUUCCACUACACAAAUGAAGCAGGAAAACUGAGCCCAGCCAGCACAAAAGAUAUGCACAUUAGCAUGGCCGAAAACAUUCUCAACAAACAAUCAGGGUGGAAAGCGCUCACAGGAACGACCAACUUCGCCGAGAUCGCAGUUGCCAAUCCACCCACCAAGGCGCAUAAACUUGCAUUUGAUAUAUUUGUGGACCGCAUCGUUGGUUACAUAGGUAAUUACUAUGUCAAGCUAAAUGGUCAGAUAGAUGGUGUGGUAUUUUCCGGUGGCGUUGGCGAGAAGAGCGCUUUGUUGCGGAAGACGCUUAUCAAUAAGUGCCAGUGUCUGGGCCUAGCUCUCGAUGAUACAGCUAACGACAAAGGACCUGGAGGGGAAACGGUCGCAGAUAUUUCCCUAGGCUCUAGUAAGGGGCCCAGGGUUUUGGUUUGUCAAACCAACGAGCAGGUAUGUUGCCUAAGAUCUUUAGAAACUGUCACCUUGACUAUGGCCUUGGCUGUUCAUGAGGCCGUAGGUUAUGGUCAUGGUCAUGGAUUGCUAUUUUCGAAGACAUCAAUUAUUGACAUGGGACGGAUUUUUAGUACGAAAUGGCUUAUCAUUGCGCUUCUUUGCGGCUCUGAAACCUGA
Molecule: messenger RNA, 1383 nt
Organism: Penicillium taxi
Lineage: Eukaryota; Fungi; Ascomycota; Eurotiomycetes; Eurotiales; Aspergillaceae
Exons: 5
Coding region: 1-1383 (460 amino acids)
Biological process (GO): phosphorylation; acetate metabolic process
Molecular function (GO): acetate kinase activity
Source: RefSeq, a predicted model, not a curated record